AAUUUGGGGACAGAAUGGGCCAACCAUCAAAAAAUUUUUUUAUUUUUAAAGGUUCAUUAAGAACAGCACUUUUUAAUUAUUUAUUUGCCAAGAAAUAUGGAGGAUCAUUUUUAUUAAGAAUUGAAGAUACUGACCGGGACAGAUUGUUUGAAAAUGUUUUGUCAUAUUUUGGCUUAAAUUUGGAUGAAGGCCCUUCUAUUGAUGGAAAUUUUGGUCCUUAUGUACAAUCUGAGAGAUGUGAAAUUUAUAAAAAUGAAGUUGAGAGGCUAAUAGAAGAGAAUAAAGCUUACAAAUGUUUUUGUUCUGUUGAGAGACUUGAUAUUCUUCGACGCAAAGCUUUAAAUGAAAAGAAAAUUCCUCGUUAUGACCGCCAUUGUCGAAAUCUGUCAAAAGAAGAAAUUGCUGCUCGUGAAAAAAAUGGUGAAAUACCUGUUGUUAGAUUUAAAUAUGAUGCUGGUGAAAUGUCUUUUAAGGAUACAGUUUUUGGUGUUUAUUCUACAAGUUGGGACGAGGUUGAUUUUAUUAUUUUAAAACGUGAUGGCUUUCCAACUUAUCACUUUGCUAAUGUUGUAGAUGACCAUUAUAUGGAAAUUAGUGAUGUAAUUCGCGGAUCAGAAUGGCUUUUAUCUACACCAAAACAUUUAAAACUUUAUGAAGCUUUUAAUUGGAAGGAACCGCGAUUUACACAUUUACCUUUAAUUACUGAGGAUGGAAAAAAUAAAUUGUCAAAAAGAAAAUCGCAUGCAUUUGUGAGUUAUUAUACAAAUUUUGGCUAUCUCCCUUUAGCUGUUUUAAAUUUUUUAUUACGAAAUGGAAGUGGAAUUAAAGAAUAUAAUUUACACAAACUUUAUACAAUUGAUGAAAUGAUUACAAAUUUUGAUCAAAAUUUAAUUGGUAGAAGUACUUUUAUGUUAGAUUUGAAAGAAUUAGAUCGUUAUGGAAGAAUGGCUUUUCAAGCUAGUGAUUUUGAAAAAGAUUUGCUUCCUUGUAUUAAAAAACAAUUUUCUCUUCUUCCAGAGGUUUUUUCUAAAAUAUUUUUUUAAUUCGGGGUUUUUUGAGGGAUCUAGCUCAUCAGGGUUUUGGAAAAAAUAUUUUAAUGAAUACGCAUUUGUGUCCGUUAGUAAGAGACUGUCCGCUUUUGAAAUUUUUUACACACCUUUAAUAAGUAGUCUAUAUCUG
Messenger RNA from Meloidogyne enterolobii, 1179 nucleotides. Lineage: Eukaryota; Metazoa; Nematoda; Chromadorea; Rhabditida; Meloidogynidae. The record is from the annotation of a GenBank genome assembly.